AUGGCGACAGAUACUUCAAUGAGAGCAAAGUUGGCAGCUUCAUGUCGAAGGUAUCCAGGUAGGACAUUCCCUAAUCAUCCCUUUUACUCUCAGUCUUUGGGUGCUGGUCAGCUUUCCUUGUUCAACCUUUUGAAAGCCUAUUCUUUACUGGAUAAGGAGGUUGGGUACUGCCAAGGACUUAGCUUCGUUGCUGGAAUACUUCUUUUACAUAUGCCAGAAGAACAGGCUUUCUCUAUGAUGAAGUAUCUGAUGUUUGAUUUAGGCCUUCGCAAACAAUAUAAAACAGAUAUGGUUGCUUUUCAAGUUCAAAUGUAUCAGCUUUCCCGUCUAAUUCACGACAACUACAGGGAUCUAUAUGAACAUCUGGAAAAGAAUGAUAUCGCACCAACUUUAUAUGCCGCUCCCUGGUUUUUGACAUUAUUUGCAUCACAGUUUCCUGUUGGAUUCGUUUCAAGGCUUUUUGAUCUCAUAUUUCUGAGCGGUAUUGAUGUGGUUUUCAAAGUGUCACUGGUGCUACUUGGCAAUUACAAAACCCAUAUUUUAACUUGUGACAGUUUUGAAUCUACUAUGGAUUUCUUGAAGACGACUCUGCCUUCUAUUGAUGUUUUACAGAUGGAAAUUAUUUUCAAUCAGGUUUUUAAUCUGAAUAUCGGUGGACAGCUACAUGCGUAUGAAGUGGAGUACCAUGUUCUUCUGGAAGAAAUGAUUCACUCUCCGUCCAAAAACUCUGCCGAGCUGGAAACUUUGGAAGCAGCCAACAAAUGUCUUAAAGCACAAAAUAUGGAGUUCAUGGAACAGUUACAGGUUGCUUACUCAAGGAUACACAAUCUUGAAGCAUCUGAGGCCAGCUUGAAGAGCACAGUUCGCCGGUUGAAGGGUCGUAUUGCUACCUUAGAAGAUGAAAAAGAGGCUCUUACUCAUAGCCUUCGUAUAAUGAAAAAGCGAUUAGAAAAGCUAGAAAAGCUGGAAGUUGCUAGAAUAGAAGAUUCUUCUUCUUUAGCCGAAACAGAAGAGGAAGAAGAGCAUCCGCCACCUUUCGGAGUUGUAUAUGCCUUAGCGGGAUCCGAGAAAGAAGAGGACCAGCAGUUUAAAGAAUUAAUGCGAAAAUAUAGUCAUGGAAAGGAGCCGGAAAAAUGGAAUGAGGUAUUUAAAGAUACGACUGAAAAUAAGACCAGUUCAGCAGAAGAUCUUACUGAUAACUCUACUGAUCUGACUGAUAGCAAAAUUACUAGGACUGAGGAAUCUCUCAUUUGAAAAAUAAAUAAAUAAAUAAAUAAAAAUAAAAAAAUCAAGUGCACGGAAAUAUCCUCAGACAUGAGCUUACACUAUAUGUUCUAAGAGAAGUAUAUUUGCCUGCCAUUCUGUAAUAUUGAGGGUUAAAGAUUUUAACAUGAAAAAUUAAUUUAACUGUGAAGUACCAAAAAGUGCUGUUUAAAUUGAACGGUGCAUGUUAUAAGCUGUUACUUUAAAAUGUUAGAACUGUUAUUCAAUUUGAUUUUGAAAUUUAUUCUCCGCUAAUCGUUUUUUAUAGAUUAAUGUUACAUAAACUCAACUCAGAGGAGAGUUUUAUUUUUAAUUCAAAUGACAUUCAUUGUACAACAAACUUACAUCAGUAUGAGUUUUAAUAAAUUCUUAAUUUAAAUAUCAUACCUAUUAAAAAUAAUUGGAAACUUUCUGCAGUUUCAUGAUUUUUAUUACGGUAAUAAAUGACUCAAGUUUGUAUGAAGAAAUACUCCUUGUUAUUUAAGUUCCUGAUUAUUUUCUUUUUAAUCGUAAGAUAAUGUUGUAUUUAGAUAUUUAAUACUAGAUGUUUUGUUGUACAAAAAGUUCAUUCUGAGCGACUAUUUCAGUUCAUAUCCUUUGGAAGUUUUGUGCGGCUCAUGUUCUUCCUAAAUUGUAAUACUCUUAUAACUGGGCAACAAUUGAUAUAACUUUGUAUCUUGAAAUAAAAAAUACUCUUGACAUAUCCACUUGUAAGUGAAUUUAAUGUUAAUUUAUUAUUCUUGAAAUAUUCAUUCAUUUAAUUUCCUGAUUAAUUUUUGCUCCAGCUAUAUGAAAUUUUAUUGUAUUGAAAUACUCCGUAUUAAACAGAAAUUUUGUUACAUAAAA
Molecule: messenger RNA, 2109 nt
Organism: Stegodyphus dumicola
Lineage: Eukaryota; Metazoa; Arthropoda; Arachnida; Araneae; Eresidae
Product: TBC1 domain family member 1-like
Source: RefSeq, a predicted model, not a curated record